GCUCUCGGUAUCAAGUGAUUGGGUACGGAUAUAGUACUUGGUACGCCUAUCAAGUGGUCGGUAUAAACUAGGCUAUAGGAUUGAAAAAUUGUCAAAAGUUGUUACCUCGUGAAUGUGGCAGAAUGAGACGAUGUUACUUUUGCAAUAUUGCCAAAAAGCGCGAAAACGGACGGACGUUUCACAAGUUUCCAGUGGACAAGUCGCAUCUUUUACAGAAAUGGCUGGAUAAUAUGAAAAUCAAGAACUGGACUCCGAACAACAGCAGUUUUUUGUGCUCCCAACAUUUUGAGCAAACUUGUUUUCAUAAGAAGAAGGGAAAAUACGUGGCGUUGAAAGAUGGGAGCGUUCCAACGAUAUUCGAGAUUGAAAAUUUCGACAAUCCAAAGUCAGCUGUUGUGACGUCAACUGGAAGUAUUUCUACCUGCAAAACAGAAUUCAGUCAGAAGAUAAGUUUGAAUGAUAAAGACAGGUUUAAAUUUUCACAACAGACUUUUCGCAAUGAAUUCAGAAAUGAGAUUGAAACGCACCUAGCAGAUAAAAAUACAGACAAAUCACUACAAAGAUACAGACAAAUGACUUUUAAAAAAUCUGAACUUAUAAGUUUUGUAGACCAUGAUCAUUGUUAUGAUAUCUCUCCAUCGUUACUGCGUAGAAAACUCAAGCAUAGUCAAGAGCUACUAAAAAAUAAGGAAAAGUUAAUAAAACUUCAAAAGCAACAACUUAAACGUCUCAAGACACGCAUAACAGGUUUAAAGAAAACAGUAAUGGAGUUACGAUGUCAGCAUGAUGUCAAAAAAUUACCUGAAGUGUCUUGAUUCAAUACCCAAUGAGAGUGUAAAAGAAUUUAUAGAAUGUGAUAAAAAGUGAAAGUAUUGAGCCGUUAAAAUAUUAAGUUCGAAAGGCGAGAGAAUAGUGGUUAAUAUCUUAUUUAUUAUGAAUGAAAUGGAAAUAAGAAAAGGAACUCGGGAGAGCGGAGAUGGUAAAACAUUAGUUGUGCCAGAAUAAUUGUUCCACUGCUACCUUCUGAUGUCGGAAAGAAUGACAUCUAUAUUAUAAAAUGAAAAUGUAGACAUCAAGCUUUAAUACAAAAUUUUAUUAAAA
Molecule: messenger RNA, 1101 nt
Organism: Vollenhovia emeryi
Lineage: Eukaryota; Metazoa; Arthropoda; Insecta; Hymenoptera; Formicidae
Product: THAP domain-containing protein 2-like
Exons: 6
Coding region: 123-815 (230 amino acids)
Source: RefSeq, a predicted model, not a curated record